This is a messenger RNA of Drosophila takahashii, 2934 nucleotides long. RefSeq names its product BTB (POZ) domain containing 9 (gene BTBD9). The record is from RefSeq and is a predicted model, not a curated record. Gene Ontology annotation, cellular component: cytoplasm. Gene Ontology annotation, molecular function: protein binding. Gene Ontology annotation, biological process: adult locomotory behavior; modulation of chemical synaptic transmission; circadian behavior. Lineage: Eukaryota; Metazoa; Arthropoda; Insecta; Diptera; Drosophilidae.
GAUGGGCUGGCGAAUCGAUAUGUUAUCGAUGGGCACAGCAGGUUGUCAUCGAUGGUUUGACGCAGCAGCCGAGACGUCAAUUUGUUCUGGCGAAACAAGGCGAGCAAAAACACAAUCCCCACCAGAACAGACACACAACAGACAGCCAGAUGAGCAGCCAGGGACACCACAAGAUGCAGGGAUGCGGGGGCGGGCUGUCGGGCGGCCUGCAGAACGGCGCCGCCAGCGGCUCCGGCAAAAGCAACGGCGCCCAGGAGCAAGAGUUCACCGACGAGAUCGACCUGGGCGACCGCUUCUCGGCGGACAUGGCCCGCCUGUGCAUGAACGAGCGGUACGCGGACGUCGAGUUCAUCGUGGAGGAGCAGCGCCUGCCCGCCCACCGCGUCGUCCUGGCCGCCCGCAGCGAGUACUUCCGGGCGCUGCUCUACGGCGGCAUGGCGGAGACCACCCAGCGCCAAAUACCGCUCGAGGUGCCGCUGGAUCCGUUCAAGGUCCUCCUGCGCUACAUCUACUCGGGCACCCUGCUCCUGUCCACCCUGGACGAGGACUCUGUGAUCGAUGUGCUCGGCAUGGCCAAUCAGUACGGCUUCCAGGACCUCGAGAUGGCCAUCUCGAACUAUCUGCGCCAGUACUUGGCCCUCGGCAACGUGUGCAUGAUCCUGGACGCGGCGCGGCUCUACAACCUCGAGGAGCUCACCCAGGUGUGCCUCAUGUUCAUGGACCGCAAUGCGGCCGAUCUCCUGCAGCACGACUCCUUCAAAACGCUCUCUAAGGAAUCGCUGGAGGAGGUGCUGCGGCGCGACUGCUUCUUCGCCCCCGAGGUGCAGAUCUUCCUGGCCGUGUGGAAGUGGAGCCGCUACAAUCCCAACGUCGACAUUCGCUCCGUGGUGAGCUUCGUGCGCCUGCCGCUGAUGAACCUGGAGCACCUGCUGCAGGUGGUCCGUCCCUCGGGCAUCCUGGAGCCCGACAAAAUACUCGACGCCAUCGACGAGCGCAGCACCUCGAAGACGCUGCCCUACCGGGCGGCCCUCUGGCCGGAGGAGAACGUGGCCACGGCCAAGUUCCUGUCGCGCUGCAUCCAGGGCGAGUGCCGCACCGCCCUGCUCGACGGCGAUGUGACCACCUACGACAUGGAGCACGGCUACACGCGCCACUGCAUCACCGACAGCAACGAUGCGGGCAUUGUGGUCGAACUGGGCACGCUCUGCAUGAUCAAUCACAUCCGCAUGCUGCUCUGGGACAGCGACAGUCGGGCCUACUCGUACUUCGUCGAGGUCUCCGGCGACCAGCAGCACUGGGAGCGGGUGGUGGACUACAGCGAGUACCACUGCCGCUCCUGGCAGUAUCUCUACUUUGCGGCGCGUCCCGUGAGGUUCAUCCGCCUGGUGGGCACCCAGAACACAGUUAACCGGGUUUUCCAUGUGGUGGGCCUGGAGGCCAUGCACACGGCCAAGGUGCCGCGGCUGAUCGACCAUUUCGUGGCGCCCAAGGCGAACGUGGCCACCAUCGAGAUGAGCGCCAUUGUGACGGACGGCGUGAGUCGCACCCGCAAUGCUCUGAUCAACGGCGACUAUGUGCGCUAUGACUGGGACUCGGGCUACACGUGCCAUCAGCUGGGCAGCGGUGAGAUUGUCGUUCGUUUGGGCCAGCCGUAUCAUGUCGGCUCCAUGCGCCUGCUGCUGUGGGACUGCGACGACCGCACCUACAGCUUCUACAUCGAAACCUCGACGAACCGCAAGGACUGGCAGAUGGUGGUGGAUCGGCGCAACGACAAGGCGCGCUCCUGGCAGAACUUUCACUUUGCCCCACGUCCCGUGGUCUUUAUCCGCAUUGUGGGCACCCGGAAUACAGCAAAUGAGAUCUUCCACUGCGUCCAUUUGGAGUGUCCCACCCAGGACAAGAGUUACCUAAAGAAGAUUGCCGACAUGGAAAAGGAGCUGGAGAAGAAGGAAAAGGUGCGUGAGACGGAGAAGGCCGUCAAGCCUGAAGAUGACAAUAUAGCCUCUACCUCGGCCUCCUCGCUGGUUGUCCUCGCCGAAAGCCCCUGCUCUUCUGGCAGCAGCCAAAGCGUCCUGAAGUCCAACCACUGGCCGCCACAGACACAGUCUCCCAAGUCGGAGCAGACCAAGGAAAAGGCAGCGGCCGUCCUGCCCACCAUCUCCCCGUCCGCCACGCCUAUGCUGCCGGCUCCACUGACUCCAGCAGUCUCGUCGCCGCUCAAACAGGAGCAAAACGAACCGAGGAAGAGUCCCAAUGCAAGUCCCAAUCCCAGUCCCAGUCCGAGCAGCAAUCCAAGCCCAAGCCAAAGUAGAAGCAGAAGCCAGAGUGCCGAGCCUGAGCCAAAUCCACCAUUAGUAGAGCUAGACACCAAGGAGGCGCGCUGAUGAUAAUGUUUUGUACUUGAAAUACUCCUGUGGUCAAACUGUUUAUUCCUGGCAGAGUGUGUAGCCCCUGCUAGAUGCGCUUAGUUGUAGUUUGCAGGCCGUGCUGCCCUUGUUAUCUAGUCCUUCCCAGUGCCCCCCUUAAAACAUUCGCAUCGCUAAUUGUUUUUGCGUUCUUACCUUAAUACAUUAAAUACAUGUAUAUGUGUAUAUUCUUCUGAUUUAUUGUGAUCCAAAAUGAGAAUUCCUUUCGUUUGCAAGGCAGCAGAGUUAUUUAUUUAAGCAAUACCACUUAAUUCUAUGCACACACCCAUCGCGAAUUCGAACGAGAUUUCCGAGCAGCUGAACCAAAAUUGUAUACGAGAUCCGCUCACGGAGUCGGAAUCUGUCCAGAGUUGUGUCCUGUCCACGUCCUUAGCCGAAACAAUCCAGUUGAUCCGCAACUCGUAGUCUAGGCUCUUCGAGCGGCCCCAAAAAUAAGCUCUAUUUAUUAGGCAAAUUUUGUCAUAGUUUGUACUGCACCCAAAUAAAAGCUAACCAAAAAAAUAAGAAC